AUGUUGAUUACCCAUCCAUGCGGCAUGGUCCUGGUGUGCAGUUUUCUCAAUAACAAUCGGCUCUCGGGCAGCAUCCCCAGCUCAGUACAAGCUGCCACACGCCUCCAGUUUCUGAAUCUUAACUCUAACAGGCUCACCGGCACGCUUCCAAACGUGGGCAAGAAUGGUAUAUCGGGCUCCAUUCCAGAGUCACUCACCAAUCUGCAGAAGCUCAAGAUUUUGUACUUGGAUUACAACACCUUCACUGGUGCCAUCCCUGCAAGUUUUGGAAACCUCCGUGAAAUUUCAGAUCUUGCUCUUUCUGGCAAUCUCUUGAUAGGGACGAUUCCAAGCUCCCUUGGAUUGCUGACCAUCCUUCAGUUUCUAUUUGGGUACAAACAACCUCUCGGGCACCAUCCCCUCCUCCCUUGGCAAUCUGCGUUACUUGAUGAACCUCAACCUCCGAGCCUUGAAAUACCUAUAUUUGAGCCCAACCAGCUGAGCGGCACCCUUCCGUCCUCUUUGGGCGCCCUCUCUGGGCUCGUGCACCUGCUCUUGAACAGCAACCAGUUCACAGGACAGAUUCCAGGGUCGUUCAGCAAUUUGUCCAAUGUGAUAUCACUAUUUCUCUACUCCAACCAGCUGAGCGGCCCCCUCCCUUCCUUCUUGGGCAACCUAACAUCACUCUAUCAGCUCUACAUAGGGCACAAUCAAUUCGUAGGGCAGAUACCCAUUUCUCUAGGCAAUCUGACCAAUCUACAGGCACUGGCCCUGGAGGAUAACUACUUGACCGGAUCUAUACCAUCUACACUGGGGAAGCUGUCGUCCAUGGUUCUCUUGGAUCUGAGUCAGAACUACUUAUUAGGGACUAUCCCGGCCAUCUUUAGCAACCUCCGGGCCUUGAGUUACUUAGCCUUGAAAUCCAACCAGUUGAGCGGCACCCUCCCUUCCUCCUUGGGCAACUGCUCUUCCCUUGCUUUUCUCUACGUUUACACCAACCAGCUGGGCGGCUCCAUUUCUUCCUCCUUGGGCAACCUCACUGCACUCACGCACCUCCUCCUGCACUACAACCAGUUUACAGGACAGAUACCCGAGUCACUGGGAAGAUUGACCAACCUUCAAGCGCUGACACUAAAAAGCAAUUACUUCACGGGACCCAUGCCAUCUACAUUGGGCAGAUGGACAUCUAUGACUUACAU
Molecule: messenger RNA, 1178 nt
Organism: Closterium sp. Naga37s-1
Lineage: Eukaryota; Viridiplantae; Streptophyta; Zygnematophyceae; Desmidiales; Closteriaceae
Source: the annotation of a GenBank genome assembly